This is a messenger RNA of Trichoderma gamsii, 5922 nucleotides long. RefSeq lists its product as hypothetical. Bases 1 to 5922 code for a protein of 1973 amino acids. The record is from RefSeq and is a predicted model, not a curated record. NCBI's taxonomy places the organism in Eukaryota, Fungi, Ascomycota, Sordariomycetes, Hypocreales, Hypocreaceae. The transcript has a single exon.
AUGACCUCGCCAACCGAUUCCAGUAGCGAUAGCAGCGCGCCAUCCGACCCUACGAAUCCAAACGAUAUCCCUAAUACCGCCGAAGAUGGCAAAGUGGCAGACGACAAUGCCACUCCUGGAGAAGCCCCCAGGCCUUCGGCGGCGGCGGCGGCGGCGGGAAAUCGUCCUCGGGCAAAUACAACGAAGAAGCCGGAGCCCCCUUCAUUACUCCACGACUUCCUUUUAGGGCGGCCCUCCCCGGCGAGACUCGAAGCAGACCGCAAGCGACGACAAAGCACUGGGACAGUCAGGUCAGACAUCCGACAUGAUAUGAAGCAGACCAUGGUACGAAAGUUACAGCAACCAAGUGGUGUCAAUGACAGGGUCAAAGCAUGGCAAAAGGCCAAUGCCUCCGCCAUGGCGGAUGCCGACCCAGAAGAUCUGGCCACGGAGCCAACGGAGCUUGCGUUUGCUGGAGAAGAGGUGGAAAGUGUCACAGAGGAGGAUCGGGUACGAAUCAAAAUGAGGCAGAAGAAGAGACCACCCAAAAAAGUAGUCGUCCAUAACAGCAACAAUGGCAAAGAGCCGGAAAAAUCACCUCUGCCCCCUCCUAAGAAGAGGAUCGUUAGCGACGAUAACUGGGUCAGACCAAAGGUUAGGAAGCCUUCCGUUGUGAGGAAACCUUCAGUUCGCAAAGUCUCGCCGCGCCCUAGGAAGCCCAGCAACCCGACACCCCGAGUUCCAAACGGCUUUGCAUUUCGAGCAGUACCCAAUCCAUCCUUUCAAAGUAAAGUCAAAGCAUGGGCCGAAAAAGUCGUUACGCCGCCUCCACGGAGCCGUAGAGGCUCAUUAUCUUCCGAGUUAUCGACUUCCUCUGAGGACGACGAGGACGACGAGGAAGAUAGCGAUGAUGGAGAAACAGAAACUGAAAUCACUGCGAAAAAACCUUUGAAACCUAGCACGGGCGAUGACGAUGGGAUUCGAGUGCGUCCAAUACGGCAAAAGCAAGGCGACGACGACGGAAUUCGAGUUGCUCCAGUCCAAGAUAGGCAGCCAGAUGAUGGUAUCCGCGUUAAACCUAUGCAGCCUUCGUCAGCUGCAGCCCAGGAUGACGGUAUCCGAGUUAAACCGGUAAAACCUUCACCUGCAGCUCACGAUGAUGGUAUCAGAGUUAAACCUAUGAAACCGACGACAUCUGCAACCCUGGAUGACGGUAUCAGGGUAAAACCAAUGACCGACUCCAGAUCGGAGCCUGGGGCGCCACGACCAGCACGCGAGAGAAGCAAAACUGCAGGUGCUGCUGCACCCAAGAAGCACACAAUUGAUGACUUGAUCAAGGCUGUCGAGGAAGCAACCCAAUUAUCAAUGUCAGACCUUGAUACCCCGCCUCAGGGGACCCAACAGAAGCCUCGAGCCGGCGUGAAAAGGAGUGGAACAAAGCGUCCCAACGUUAGAGCCAAAUCAGUAGACGUCGGUUCCCGUGCCAGGGAAAUUCUGGAAUCAGAUUUGGGCACAUCUUUAUCAAACAAAUCUUUGGCUGACAUCCCGGGGGAUAUCCCAUUUGGGCAGUCUGCCUUUAGUGAGUUGGAUUUGCCUCUACGGGGCCCUCCCAAGAGUAAGCCAAAGCAACAGCCAAAGCGCUCAAAAAUGGAUAGAGCAGCGAGCCUGAAAGCCAUGCCGAACGUACUGAAAAAGGUGGUGGAGGAGGGCAGAAAGAUUAUUCAAGAUCUUAAUGAACCACCACGGCAUGCUGUACCCAAUAACCCUCCCAGCAUCGAAAAGUGGCUCAACAACACUGUUGAGCCUUAUGAUAAAGACAAUGGGCCGAUGUCACCUACGUCCACAUUGACUGACGAGGAUGAUGACGAGGAUGACGAUGUCACUAUCGGAGAGACCACGCCCAAAAAGCCAGAACCAAAAAAGACAACGGCCAGAGAGACCACGCCUCGAGAGACAACGGCCAGAGAGACAACGGCCAGAGAGACAUCGGCCAGAGAGACAUCGGCCAGAGAGACCACGCCUCGAGGAACCAGACCUAGGGAUACCACACCUAGGGGAGCCAGACCUAGGGAAACCACGUCCAGGGAAACCUCGUCUAAAGAAACCACGCCUAAAACGGCGACGCCGAAAAGGAAACCUUCAGCGGAGACAAAGAGCUCAAUGGCGUCUGAUUCGCGUGUAGUCUCCAACGUCACCUCUGAUCUCACUUCCAAUGUUACUUCCAGUGUAGAGACAACGCAAACAGAGGAGACUGUUCAGAGUGCCCCUGGCUCUGCAAAUUCAACGCCCAAAUCUGGGGCAUCUAAGGAGAGAGAGCUUUCCAAAAAGAAGUCAUCAUCGUCAGACGGACUGAGGAGGAGCCGCGCUACAAGAGAUUCGCAGUCUCAGUCCAAAUCAGGAAGCAAAAGGCGGCCGUUCCUUGGCGCUCUGAAGGAAGCUUUUCAAGGAGAAUCUGCAGAGCUUACGAAGCCGGUAAAGAGCUACCAGAGCCGCGAAGAGCGGCGAAUCGAAUUUGAAUCUUCAGAGGAUGAAGAAGAGCUUGACGCGGAUUCCCAGUACAUGCAAUCAAACUCUGAUUUGAGUAGCUGGGUUACUACGGACACGCGCUCAAGCACAGAUAGGGACUCAUCUGUUCACAGCUCAAGAGGGGCGCCAUAUAUGGCCGGACCGCGCCUCCGACCCCCUACCAAGGGCCAGUAUGAGCUUUCGACAAUUCUCUCCGCUGGCUCUAGCGUUAGCCAUUCGGAAACAGAGUCAGAUGUGACAGAAUCCACUCUCACUCGGUCAACGACAGUCACAAAGUCGGCUGACCCGAGAAUCCCACAGCGGCAAGGCUCAGGGCUCAAGAGAAGGCUAACAAAGCACUCUGACCUGGUUUCUGUACUCUCGUUGCCUGAUGAUAAAGAUGUUCCGCAAGGGAUCAUGAAUAACAGGUCAAGACCGAGCUUGCGAAAGGCUCGCGGUUUGGCCAAUGACGUGACUGCCGACGACUUGCUGAAAGAGUUUGCCGAUGAUGAGAACCUGUAUCAGCGAGAGCUCAAAACUUUGGUCGAUGGUGUGGUACCCGUGCUUCUCUCACACGUAGUGACCGAUACCUCUGGAAACGCUUCUCCCAAGGUCAAGGUCGACACCACUUCCAAGUCAGUGGUCGACAUGGGAGUCGCCCUCGAGAAGCUCAAAACCGCACAUUCCAAAGCCCCCCUUACAGAUAUUCGUCGGAUGGCUAACUGGGCUCAUGGCGUUGUCCCACUGUAUGAUAAUUACUUGAGUGUCUGGAGGCUGGGCUUCCAGGACUUGAUAAUUAAUCUCGCGCCACGACGAGGCGUAGCGGAGGGGGACGACUCUCUUCUUGGUGCCCUGCCUAGAAACGCAAACGGCGAUCUAGUUAAUGAUCAAGGAGAGCGAGUGGCUGUUGCCUACCUUUUGAAGAAGCCGCUGCUCCGCGUGAAACAGAUGGCCAGGUUAAUUGUUUGCGUCGACCAAAUGUUUUCUUCUCCAGAUACCAGCCAGCUAGUCAAAGAUUUUGAGGCUUUGCAAGAAAAGGCACGCCGGCGCCACAGAGAGGAGGUUGCUAGAAUCAUUGACGAGGAAGCCAUCAACACAGAUACUACAAGAGCUCGAGAUCUCAGAACGCUUGGCCCGACCAAGUCCAUUACUAUCGAGUUAACCCGUCAGGUCAGCGCCAAGGAUAUUUUCUCGCUUGAUAUUGCCCACUCCAACGGUCAAAGGUUGGAAUGUCAGGUAGAGCUGGUGCACCGAGACAAUCAAAGCCAACAUGGAGACCAAGGAGACCUUCUCAUCCGAGAGGUGGGCGACGGCCGACGUUCCUAUCUUCUUUUCCCACCCAUUUCCAUGUCCCUUGUCUCUGCUCGCUCAGGAGAUGGAAAGUUGGACCUGGUACUUAUGGUUCGUGGUAACCACAACGGAAAGCCAUGGCAUGAGCUGCUCAAUCUAUGGGCAGAUGAAGAGGAGCAGAUUCUAGACUGGUUGGAUAUCCUACCUUCAUCUCCCGUCCCGCCCAGGAAGCCUGAACCCAGCAUCUUGGACGAGUCCGAGCUUGGAUCGGACUCUCCAGGUAGAUUGUCGGAUGUUCCAGUUGGCGUUCAGAGCAUGCUAAGUGCGGCAUCUCGAUCCGAAGUCACCGAAGAUGAUUCUGGCAGCGAGCUAUCAGCUCCGCCGACUCCAACACGAGCUGCGCCUGGAGCUCCUGGUAGUCAAAAACAAAAGGCAUCCGCACAAGAAGUUGAGAGGUCUGGCUCUUCCAAGACAAUUCCUGUCAUUUAUCACAACGAUACGCCACCGCCGCGACCACCUGUUCACCGAACUCUUAGCCCCACGCCCCAGCAGACAGCAAAGUCUCAGUCACUGCUUAAACCACCUGUCGACCACCAUGCCAGUGCUGGGCUCAAGAGGAUAGGUUCCUCUCCUCUCAAGCAUGAGUACCUACCUUCCGAGGUUUCUACCGCGUCUGGUUUGUCUUCUGCUGUAUCCUCGGUAGUGGAAGAAGGAGAGGAAUCGGAAACAGAAGAUGACGACCUGUCUGGAACAGAGUCCGAAUCUGAGUCGUCUGACGAAGAAAUGGAGAGCAUUGAUGUUCCUCAGACUGAGCUUGGCUAUAGUAUAAGAGAGGAUGGUCGGAGAAGAGGCUCCAACGCUCCCUCAUGGACCCCAUCGUAUGCACCCUCGUAUACCCAUGGAUCUGAAGUCAGCUUGACGCCGUCCAACUCUGCUUCUCAAGCCGGCCUUCAUGGACGAAAGCCAUCGUUAGAGGCUGGUAGUGUUGCGAAAUCGGGGCGAUGCUUGGCCACCGUCUCCAGAUGGUCUGACAAGGGUGCUUGGAAGGAUAUUCAUCCCGACCACUGUUCGAUUACCGUUUCUGAUGGUCUCAUUGAGGCAUUCACUUUCAGAGAUAGCAAUUAUACCCAGAUGGAUGACAAGCCCAUCAUCGCACUGGAUCUUACUCCCCUGGUAUUAAUUCGACAGAGCACUGCGGUCGAUCUGGAAAUCCGAUCUUCAUUGCAGGCCCACAGCAAACUAGCACCAGUUUACCAAGGCGGCAACUUCCGCUUCCGCUGCUUGAACGGCCCUGAUUGCUAUCUUCUUUACACAGCCGUGCACCAUGCUCGUCUCAAUAACCAAAAGUAUAUCCAGCUCGAGCAGGAAGCCAGAUUCAGAGGCUUUGGGGAACGACCGGCCCCGCCUCAAGAUGGAGACACGAGCAGCCGCCGUCGCACCUGGUUCGGUAGGAAGAACAGCUACCGCAGCUCAGUCAGAGCACCUUCACAGUAUCAAGAUGGAGCCAGUACUACGCCUUCUUCCGCUCAGUCUGCAACCAGUUUCCUCAAGAAGCUCACUCUUGUUGGAAAUCUGUCUUUCAACCUCGCGCGAUCAUCAAUUGACAAGCGCGGCGGCCGAGGUGGAAGCGGCGGCAACAGCCUCUACGGAUCUGGCUCUUCAUCAGGAUACGGAACGCCUCGAUCUCCAUCUGUGAGCGUUGAUCACAGCAGUGCGGGCCCUGUGAAUAUCGACGCUGAGAACAUUCGCAUCCGGCUACAUCUUCUCGUCUCGUCUGCGAAGUGGGAAGACUAUGGCAACUGCACUCUGCAAAUCCGUCGACCGCCUCCUGGUUGGCGUCAAGCCCUCCGAGCGGACCAUGGCCUCGAAAAGAGAGUCACGGUCACCACUAUACCAAAGAAGAGCUCUGAGAAGGCUAUUAUCCUACUGGAUGCUGUUCUUGGAAGUGGAUGCUUCACGCCUAUGGGUAGUCGAGGUAUCGUCUGCGGCGUCUGGGAGGAAGUCAAGAGCGGCGACGGCGUCAUCGGUGGUGUUCCAGCGAAUGGAACCACGGGUGGAAACAUCAAGAAGUGGUGCUUCCAGUUUGCCAGCGUGGCCGAAGCCAGUUGGGUGAUCCGGCUGGUGCACCAAGAGGUCAUUACUACAUGA